GUUAGCGCCAUUACGCAGAGAAAGUUGUCAAGCGCCAAUAUUUCAAAAUGGAAUCGCCACCUCGGAGAAAACUGUUACUCUAUGAUGAGGAAAACGACAUAACUUACUUUGAGAUGAAAGCGUGGAAGGCUGUGGUACACACAGUCGUGGCAGCCAGUCAGUUAUAUGCCGACAAAAUCGACCAGGGAAGAGAAAUACUCAAAUUCUUCUGUGAACUACGCUUUCAACACGGGAAAAAGAGAUAUUACUCUCAGUCAAGAGCAGAAAGAUUUAACCAGUGUCUGACAAAGAUCAGUGAUUUCCACAAAGAGGUUCUUGGGGAUAUGGUUAAACAUACAGGUCCAGAUGGACCAUUUGGAGACCUUCUAAUGUCAGACAAUCAUGUAUUCGAGCAGCUCCUGAGGAGGGCAGCUGCCAUGAAGAAAACACAUCUGAAGCUGGAGCAGAAAGCAGCAAAAGCAUGGAAGUACUAUGGACGGAGAGUGAGAAAGAAGGAGGACCUGUAUACAAAACUGUCUGGCACCAUGACUGCUACAGAAAUAGAGCUCGACAAAAAAUACACCACCUUCAAAUCCAAAACAGAUGCUGCCUUGACAAGAUACAAUAUUUUCUUCACCAAUGAAGUCGAUGAACGUGAGGUCUUAGCUCAGAAAACUGAGAGUCUCAAAGAAGACUUUCUGGAACAAGAGAAAGCGAAGCUCGAUGCAAUGUUUGAAUCCAUCAAUAACCUUGUAGAGAGGAUGGAGAAACUGUCCCCUUCAUCACUGGGCUGUCUGGAUUAUGAACGAGAGGAGGCAGACACGACAACAAUGGCUAAAGAAGUAUGGGAAUCCUCCCUCAAGAAACACACAUUCCCAAAACAUCGGGAUGACCCAACAAGCACUGAGGAUGUGGAUGAAGUCAGUGAAGAAGCUGAUUCAGAUGAUGAGGACAAGGAAUCAGUUGAUGAUGAAGACUCGGAUGAAGAACUGGACAUCACAUCUCUCCAGGCUAGAAAGAAAGAGAUCACUGUGGGAAGCCUUGCAGCUCCAAAGAAUGAGCAUCAUCUUGCUGAAGUCCUGGAGGAAAUCCUGAUGUCUGACAAUGAUGAGCCUGCCAAAGAGACAUCACAGGCUCCAGAUAGCGUGUCCACACCCACAACAGGUGCUGAUGUCAUCCCAGCUAAAUCUCCCAGACAGAGGAGAGAAGACAACAGCCUCGUCAGACAGAGAUCAGCCAAUACUUUCCAAAGUUCAAGGCCUGAACCUCGUAGACACAAAUCAGCUGCCAACAGCAAAGAAACCAAAGUACAAGACCCCAGGAAAGGAUCAGAUUAUCAACCCUCACACUCUAGAGAGGAGAAUCACUUAAGGACAUCGCCCCCUAAACAGAAAGAAUUGCCAACAGAGCAUGCACAACCUCAACCUACUGUACACUCCAAGUCUCAGCCUGGUCAACCUGGCCUUGUAUCUGAUGCCCGUAGGCGCCGCAGGGCAGCUAAGGAGGUUAAGAGUAACUCCCCAGGAUGUGACAGUUCCACUCCUUCAACACAAGGGCACAACAAUGACCAGAGGUCACCCAGAGUAAAGGAAGGAUGGACAUCUAAUUAUUCUUCCACAGGAUUCCAACCCAGUGUCAAGGAGGGAGGGACAUUCAAGUCUUCCAGCACAGGACCCCAGUCCAGUGUGUCAACGAUGAGUAAAGUAUCAGUCUUUGCUGUCCAGAAUUGGAAGAAAGACAAACUCCAACCAGAUCAGCCUUCGUGUUGGCAUGAAGAUCAAGCAGAUCAGAGCAGCUGAUGCUGAUGGCAUGGCCUAUGGCUACAAGAAGAACAAACUCGGGAUGAGGAUCCACGGCUCUUAUCCUGCUUGCCUGGUCUCCUUGUGUGUACCAGCCAAGGAGUCUCACCCUAACGAAUAAACCACGCCCUGAUUAUGAGUAUGGAACAUGGACUUGUCUUGAUGAUAUGAUUGAUGCAAAAUAUGAAUUAAGUGGCUCGGAUUUGUAACCAAAUGAUUCUUGAUUUACUUCAGAUAAGUAAUAAUUUUCAAAACUAACAUGGCAGACAAAAAAUGUGAAAUUAUUUCUUGUUACUGUUGUUAUUUAUACAUAAUAUAUUCACUAACUCUACUUAACUUAUACAUUGGCUUUCACCACGGACGUUUGAUUAGUUUACAUGAAUGGGCUAAAUGUGAAAUUUGAAUUUUUACAUUGUAAUUCAUAUGAUCUUGUCAACCUUUACAGAAAUAGUCAUUUUUAAAAACUAUUUUGUCA
Haliotis rubra (blacklip abalone) is the source of this 2253-nucleotide messenger RNA. RefSeq lists its product as uncharacterized. The coding region runs from base 48 to 1778 and encodes 576 amino acids. The record is from RefSeq and is a predicted model, not a curated record. The transcript is spliced from 11 exons. Lineage: Eukaryota; Metazoa; Mollusca; Gastropoda; Lepetellida; Haliotidae.